Molecule: messenger RNA, 4494 nt
Organism: Myotis brandtii (Brandt's bat)
Lineage: Eukaryota; Metazoa; Chordata; Mammalia; Chiroptera; Vespertilionidae
Product: lysine-specific demethylase 5D
Biological process (GO): chromatin remodeling
Cellular component (GO): nucleus
Molecular function (GO): histone demethylase activity; DNA binding
Source: RefSeq, a predicted model, not a curated record
AUGUUGUCGGGGUUGCUGAAGGAGAAAUACACGUUACAUGGGCUGAGACCCCAAAUUGUGCAAGCACCCAAGGACUGGGAGUCAGAGAUUUUAAAGGAGUGCCCGGUGUUCGAGCCUACCUAGGCCGAAUUUUGAGACCUGCUUGGAUACAUUGCGAAAAUCAGGCCCAUCACCGAAAAGUCGGGUAUUUGCAAGAUCCGCCCGCCCGCCUGCCCGAGGUAAGACUGGCAGCCUCCCUUUGCAGUAGAAGUUGACAACUUCAGAUUUACUCCUAGAAUCCAGAGGCUAAAUGAACUAGAGGCUCAGACCAGAGUAAAACUGAACUAUUUGGAUCAAAUUGCAAAAUUCUUGGAAUUCCAGGGUUCUUCAUUAAAAAUUCCCGAUGUGGAGCAGAAGAUCUUGGACCUCUAUAACCUUAAUAAGAUUGUGAUGGAGGAAGGUGGCUAAGCAGCUAUUUGCAAGGACUGUGGAUGGGCCCAAGUUGCCCAGCGCCUCAAAUUCCCACCAGGCAAAAACAUUGGAUCCCUGCUAAGAUCUCACUAUGAACGCAUCAUUUACCCCUAUGAAAUGUUUCAGUCUGGAGCCAGCCUUGUGCAGUGUAAUACUCAUCAAGUUGACAGUGAGGAAAAAGACAAGGUAUACAGACCCCACAGCAUUUCCCUUAGACAGUCUGUGAAGCCUUCCAAGUUUAGCAGCUACAGUUGCCGGGGGAAAAGACUACAGCCUGAUCCUGUGCCCACAGAGGAGGAUAUUGAGAAGAAUCCAGCAUUGAAGAAGCUACAGAUCUAUGGGGCAGGUCCCAAGAUGAAGGGCUUGGGCCUCAUGGCCAAGAAUAAGACUUUAAGGAAGAAAGACAUCAUAUACACCCACACUGUUAUGAUAAAGGAGGAACCAAGAGGAGAUGGGUAAGUGAUAUCAACAUUGUCCAAGAAGGACUUGAGUCAAAGCUUAGAGCCCUGCACCAACAUGACAAUGCGGCUACGAAAGAAUCACAGCAGUACCCAGUUUAUUGAUUCACAUGUUUGCCAGAUGUGUUCCCAAGGGGAUGAAGAUGAUAAACUUCUUUUCUGUGAUGGCUGUGAUGACAAUUAUCACAUCUUCUUCCUAUUGCCAUCUCUUCCUGAAAUUUCCAGAGGGAUUUGAAGGUGUCCAAAGUGUGUCAUGGCAGAGUGUACAAAGCCCGCUGAAGCCUUUGGCUUUGAGCAGGCUACUCAGGAGUAUACUUUGCAGAGCUUUGGUGAAAUGGCUGAUUCCUUCAAGGCCAACUACUUCAACAUGCCUGCACAUAUGGUACGUACAGAACUUGUGGAAAAGGAAUUCUGGAGGUUGCUGAGCAGCGUUGAGAAAGAUGUUACGGUUGAAUAUGGAGCAGACAUUCAUUCCAAAGAAUUUGGAAGUGGUUUUCCUGUCAGCAGUAGCAAAGGAAACCUGUCCCCUGAGGAUGAGUAUGUGACCAGUGGUUGGAACCUGAAUGUAAUGCCAGUGCUGGAUCAGUUUCUUUGCCAUAUCAUUGCAGACAUCUCAGGCAUGAAGGUUCCCUGGUUGUAUGUUGGCAUGGUUCUCUGAGCAUUUUGUUGGCAUAUUGAGGAUCACUGGAGUUACUCCAUCAACUACCUACACUGAGGCAAGCCAAAGACCUGGUAUGGGGUGCCCUCAUUGGCAGCAGAACAUUUGGAGGAGGUGAUGAAGAGGUUGACACCUGAGUUGUUUGAUAGCCGGACUGACAUUCUACAUCAACUUGUUACCCUGAUGAAUCCCAAUACCCUCAUGGCCUAUGGUGUUCCUGUUGUUCACACAAACCAGUGUGCAGGAGAAUUUGUUAUUAUUUUCCCUCGGGCUUACCACAGUGGUUUUAACCAAGGCUACAACUUUGCUGAGGCUGUCAACUUUUGCACUGCUGACUGGCUACCAGCUGGACGCCAAUGUAUUGAACACUACUGCCAGCUCCAGUGCUACUGUGUCUUCUCCCAUGGGAAGCUCAUCUGUAAGAUGGCUGCCUUUCCAGAGAAGUUGGACCUGAAUCUGGCUAGGGCUGUGCACAAGGAGAUGUUCAUAAUGGUGCAGGAGGAGCGACGUUUACGAAAGGCUUUGUGGGAGAAGGUGGGUGGAUAUCGGUACACCUUGGAUGAGCUACUCAUUAUCUUACAUAAUCUGAAGAUUCCAGCUGAGUCCUGUGACUCCUGGGCAAACAAAGUACGAAUGGCCUUGGCGGUAGAGAAUGGCCAGAAGUGCUUUGAAGAGCUAAGGGAAUUGGAGUCUGAGGCCCAUGAGAAAUGCUUUUCUAACAGUGAGCUGUUUCAACGCCUGAAGAACUGCCUGGAUGAAGCAGAAGCUUGUAUUACCCAAGUCCUGCAGCUGGUCAGUGGCCAAGAGGCUAGGAUUGAAACUCCACAGCUGACCCUGACAACGCUCCACAUCCUUCUUGAGCAAAUGGGCAGCCUGCCCUGUGCUAUGGAUGAGAUUGGGGCUGUCAAGAUAUCCUGGAACAAGUGGAGGUCUAUCCUCACUGCCCCCCAUCUAGGGCUAUUGUGAUCGCUGUUAGAGAGGGGGCAACAGCUGGGUGUUAAGGUGCCUGAAGCCCAUCAGCUCCAGCAGCAGGUGGAACAGGCAUGAUGGCUAGAUGAAGUGAAGCAAGCAGUGGCCCCUUCAGCUCAAAGGGGCUCUCUGGUUAUCAUGCAGGGGCUGUUGGUUAGGGUUGUCAAGGUAGCCUCCAGCCCUUCUGUGGACAAGACCCAGGCUGAGCUUCAGGAGCUGCUGACCAUUGCAGAGCGCUGGGAAGAAAAAGCCCAUUUUUGCCUGGAAGCCAGCCAGAAAUAUAGACCAGCUACACUGGAACCCAUAAUUCAUGAGGCAGAAAACAUCCCUGGUCACCUACCUAACAUUGAGGUCAAACAAGUGCUGACUAAGGCACAGGCAUGGAUAGCUGAUGUGGAUGAGAUCCAAAAUGGUGACCACUAUCCUUGCCUGUAUGACUUGGGGGGGCUAGUGGCUAUUGGCCGGGACUUCCCUGUGUGUCUUGAGAAGCCGAGACAGCUAGAGCAGCAGGUACUGAUAGCACACUCCUGGAGAAAGAAGGCCUUCAAGACCUUCCUGAAGAAGAAUACAAGUUAUACAUUGCUGGAGAUAAGACCUCAGGUGCUUUGCCCAUGUGCAAAUUUGAGCUCAGAUAGCACCAGGCGCAACCAGUACAAAGAGCUUCGAUUAUGUCAGUCUGACACAGUGCUGCUGGGAUUGUCUGCACAGGACCUCAGGGAUCCAGGCUUUGUGACUGUGGCUUUCAAGAUGGGGGAACAGAAGGAGAAGGAGGGUAUCCUGCAGCUGCGACACACCAACUCCGCCAAGCCUGGCCGACUAGCAUCAUCAACCACAGCAUCCUUUGCAACCUCCAUCUGUCUGUGUGGUCAGGUGCCAGCUGGGGUGGGAGCUAUAUAAUGUUACCUGUGUCAAGACUGGUUCCAUGGGCAAUGUGUGCCGGUACCCCGCCUCCUCAGCUCCUUGAGGGCCAGCUCCACCUCAUCCCCACUGCUGGCCUGGUGGGAAUGAAACAUCAAAUUGUGUCCAUUGUGCAUGUGCUCAUGGCGCCCAUGCCUGGAGACUGUCUUGGCACUGCUAGUAGGUCUGAAGAAACUGCCUGUGCGGCUGCCUGAGGGUGAGUCCCUUCAGUGCCUCACAGAGAGAGCCAUUGUCUGGCAAGGCCAUGCCAGACAGGCUCUGGCUUCUGAAAAUGUGACGAUUCUGUUGGGAAGACUCUCUGAAGUUCGUCAACAGCUACAGGCUGAACACAGGUUCAAGGAGUCCCUUACCCAUCCUUCAGUCCCCACCUCUGGGCCUGUCAAAGAAGUCAGUGGCAAGGAUAUACCUAAGGUUCAAAGGUUGCCAGAGAAUAGAGAUAGCAUGACCAGUCCUGAGAAGGUAGCCUUAGCACAGGGCUUAAGGAAAACAGACCUGGGGCUACUAUCCUCACUAUUGCCACAGUUCAUUGGCCCCAUAUUGGAGCUGCCUGAGGAGACCCAGGCCCCACUGGAGGAGCUCAUGCUGGAGGGGGAUCUUCUUGAGGUGAGACUGGAUGAACACAAUAGCAUCUGGCAAUUGUUUCAGGCUGGGCAGCCUCCAGACCUUAAAUGGAUUCAUACACUUUUAGAGGUGGAGAAGCUUGAGCAUCAAGGAAGUUUGACAAGGGUCCAGACAUAACAGAAGCUACAACAGCAGCAGCAGAAAAUAAAUCUGGGUAGAAAGAGUCAGGAUCUUGUUCAAGAAGAGGUAGAGAAAAAAAAGCCCCAGUGCUCAAGAAGUAAGCCUGAGGAAGUUCAAGAGGAGAAAGGAUAUGAAGAGGAAGCAGAUCAUGAUAAUAUACUCCUGACACAUUCUACAGACCAUAGUCACAUAAUGAACAGGAACCAAAAUAACUUAGGACAAAAGGAUUCAGUUCCCACAACCUCUUUUCCUUCUGUAACUCCUUUGCUAUUCUUGUACCCUCAGCAGCAAGAGUUGUGA